This is a messenger RNA of Paramecium pentaurelia, 1393 nucleotides long. The record is from the annotation of a GenBank genome assembly. NCBI's taxonomy places the organism in Eukaryota, Ciliophora, Oligohymenophorea, Peniculida, Parameciidae.
AUGAGUUUAAAAGAAAUUGUUACCAUAAAAAACAUACUUGAAGCACUCUAAACUGAUGAAGCAGAAAAGCAAUUACGAAAAAAAAAAUUGUUUGCUUUCAUUAUAGAUGCAUCUAAACCUAAGAGACUUCAAGGAUAAGGAGAUUACAUGUAAAUGAUCAAAAUUAUGGAUGAUUCUUAUAAUGGAUACCUUACUCUAUUUUAUUUCUUUAAAUCUCUUUCUGAUGCUGCUCCUUUAGAUACAAUUGGGGAUAUUGUCUUCUUAAAAAGAUAUCAAUAUUAAUUAUUUAAUGGAGAACCUCAAGGCAGAAGAAAUAGUUUCAAGACUUCAUAUUUCUUAUUAUUUGAUGUAAAUACAUUGCAAUUAAAAUUCAAUCCUAAUGAUAGCUCAGAACCCUCCAAUGAAGAAUUGGAAUUUAUAUAAAAACUCUCAACUUAUAGUUAAUCAUAUUUAUCAUAAAACAGCUGUAAGUUAAUUUAUCUAUUUAGUACUUAAUUUAUAUUGGUAUGGUUCUACAAAUACUAUUUUUGAUGGAUUAUUUAAAAUAUAAGAAUUGAAGGAUGAAAAUACUGUUUUAUUAAAAGAUUCCAAAGACAAUCAAUAUACUUUAUUAUGUAAGGGAUUAGUUGAUUUAGAAAUUCAAGAAGGAGCAGUCAUUAAGAUAAGAAAUAUAUAAAUGUAAUUUCAUAUUUAAAUAUGAUUAGUUCAAAUUAAAAUGAGAUUUUAAUCACUGAUAAAUCAAAUAUCAUGAUGUUAUCUAAUUUUUGUUAUGAUGUUUAACAUUUUGAAGAAAUUAAUCAAACAUUUUCUAAGGUAGAUUUUUAAUAGGAGAACUUUUAAUAAAUAACAAUAGGAUCAUGUAAAUAUUCAUUUAUAAUAUUAUAUAGUUACAUAAAUAAAGAAAAAAUAUGAAAAUUUUUAAUAUGUUCCUUUAAUUAAUCUGAUAUAGAAAUAAGUUAAAGAGAGUAUAAUUGUAAUUUAAGGGUAAGUAUAAAGUAUUUAUCCUACUUAAAUUGAAGAAGGUUUCAUAUUUUACAAUAAAUUCAAAUCUUUUUCAUAUAAAGAAGUCAUAGCAAAUAAUUUGUAAAUAUAAGGAUUACAAAAAACGUUACAAAUAUAAAUUAACAUAAGAGAUGCUUCACUAGAAGGUACAACAAAUAUAAUACAAUUAUUAAUUUUUGAUAAUCCUUCCUUCUUUCCAUUUCCAAUGGUCUGGGACAAUGUUGAAUAUAUGCAAAUCGAAUAUCAAAAAGUAAUUAAUAUUUUAUAAAUGAUUUAGUUACUAGAAAAGUUGAUUAUUGAAUAAGAUUAGAUACAUGACUUUGUUUUGGAAAUCAUAGAAUCACCUGAGUCUACAAUUUAUAGAGUGAUUGAUACAAAAAUUAGUUAUUGA